This is a messenger RNA of Phyllostomus discolor (pale spear-nosed bat), 5664 nucleotides long. RefSeq names its product protocadherin beta 2 (gene PCDHB2). Gene Ontology annotation, biological process: homophilic cell-cell adhesion. Gene Ontology annotation, cellular component: plasma membrane. Gene Ontology annotation, molecular function: calcium ion binding. Bases 803 to 3199 code for a protein of 798 amino acids. The record is from RefSeq and is a predicted model, not a curated record. The transcript has a single exon. NCBI's taxonomy places the organism in Eukaryota, Metazoa, Chordata, Mammalia, Chiroptera, Phyllostomidae.
AAAAUAUCAACAUUCACAAGAAUAAUCCAACUAUGUUAGAUUUUUAUGUGGCUCAAAUGCACCAAAUUUUAGGAAAACGUGAAGUUGGACAGUGCAGGAGAAAAAUCUGAGUAAAAAAAAAUAUUUCAGUGUCCACAGGAAUGUUCUCAUGUGAAUUCUGUGUUUUUUCUGCAUCUCUAUACUUUUCCGUUGGCUUGACUGUGAGGAUGGUAACCUAACCCUAACCACCACAGAGAUGCACACGUGCCAGAACUCUGAAUAAAAACUGGAAACUGACUAGUCAAAGCCUCCUUUCAUACUAGGACCUAAGUGACUCCCAUUCUUCGAAGCUGAUUUUUUUCCGGUUUAAAGAAGAACUGCUUGAAUCUGUGAGGACACUGGAAUGGACAUUUGUCUAUGUUUUCCAUGUCGUUGUGGAUGCAAUGAAAAAGCCCUUCGAAAAGCAGAUAAGACUUCAGUACACUAAGAGAUGCUACCUGUAAAUAUUCCAUUUAGAUUACCAUCAGUCUGAAGGAAAGGGUUGGGAUUCUGUGAACGUUUUGGAGAAAGUAAACACUCGGAAAGGACGCGGGGUGGCGCUGCAGCAUUAGAAGUAAAAGGAAGAAAGCUACCAGUCCGCCCUCGUAGCCAGACGCUCUGCUAGAAAAGCAAGCAGGAAGGGGAGGCUUUCUGGUGCGGUAGCUCGGGGAUAUCAGGGCCUUAGGCGUCUCUACUCAUCCAGGUAUCUGGGACUUAUUCAGAGACAGAGUCCGCGACUGCGCGACCCCGAGCUGGGUCAGGUUUGCCGGGAGACCGGAAGGCGAUGGAGUCCAGAGAAGGAAAGAAACGCUCUGUGAAACAAAGGCAAGUCUUGAUAUUCUUUGUUUUGCUGGGUAUAGCUCAGGCUGGUUCAGAGCCUAAACACUAUUCAGUGGCCGAGGAAAUGGAGAGUGGCUCCUUUGUGGCCAAUUUGCUAAAAGACCUGGGGCUGGAGGUAGACGAGCUAGCUGCGCGGGGGGCCCGCGUCGUUUCCAAAGGGAAAAAAAUGCGUUUGCACUUGGAUAGGCAGACCGGGGAUUUGUUGUUAAAUGAGAAACUGGACCGGGAGGAGCUGUGCGGCCGUAGCGAGCCCUGUGUGCUGCCUUUCCAGGUGUUACUGGAAAAUCCCUUGCAGUUUUUUCAGGCUGAGCUACAAGUUAGGGACAUAAAUGAUCAUCCCCCGGUUUUCCUAGACAAAGAAAUAAUUUUGAAAAUCUCAGAAAGUAUCACUCCCGGAGCUGCUUUCUUAAUAGAAUGUGCCCAGGACUUAGAUGUAGGAAGCAACAGUCUCCGAAGUUACACAGUCAGCCCCAGUUCCCACUUCCAUCUUAAAUUACAAGAGAGCCCUGAAGGCGUGAUAUUGCCACAGCUGGUGCUGGACAAGCCGCUGGACCGCGAGGAGCGGCCUGAGAUCUUGUUAACUCUCACGGCGCUGGACGGGGGCACUCCGCCCAGGUCUGGCACCGCACUGGUCCGCGUUGAAGUCUUGGACAUCAAUGAUAACGCCCCAGAAUUUGCAAAGCUGCUCUAUGAAGUCCAGGUCCCGGAAAACAGCCCCAUUGGAUCCCAGGUUGCUGUCGUCUCGGCUAGAGAUUUAGACAUUGGAGCCUAUGGAGAAAUAUCGUAUGUAUUUUCCCAAGCUUCUGAAGAUAUUCGCAAAACUUUUCAAAUAAAUGCGAAAUCGGGAGAACUCCUUUUAACACAGAAACUGGACUUCGAAUCCAUUCAGACUUAUACAUUAAAUAUUCAGGCGACAGACGGAGGGGGUCUAUCUGGAAGUUGUGCGGUGUUUGUCCAGGUGAUGGACUUGAAUGACAACCCUCCGGAACUGACCAUGUCAACGCUGGUCAAUGAAAUCCCAGAAAACCUGCAGGAGACCAUAGUUGCUGUGUUCAGUGUUUCAGAUCUUGACUCCGGAGACAAUGGGAGGAUGGUUUGCUCCAUCCAAGAUGAUCUUCCGUUCUUCCUCAAACCCUCUGUUGAAAAUUUUUACACCCUGGUGACAAACACAGCCCUGGAUCGAGAGAUGACAUCCCAGUACAACAUCACCAUCACUGUAACAGACAUGGGGACUCCCAGACUGAAGACCCAGCACAGCAUAACUGUGGUGGUCUCUGACGUCAAUGACAACGCCCCGGCCUUCACCCAAACCUCCUACACCCUCUUCAUCCCAGAGAACAACAGCCCCGCCAUGCACGUAGGCAGCGUCAGCGCCACAGACAGAGACGCGGGAGCCAACGCCCAGGUCACCUACUCCCUGCUGCAGCCCCAGGACCCCAGCCUGCCCCUGGACUCCCUGGUGUCCAUCAACGCCGACAACGGCCACCUGUUCGCCCUGAGGGCGCUGGAUUUCGAGGCCCUGCAGGCAUUUGAGUUCCUGGUGGGCGCCACAGACCGCGGGUCCCCGGCGCUGAGCAGCCAGGCGCUGGUGCGCGUGCAGGUGCUGGACGUCAAUGACAACGCGCCCUUUGUGCUGUACCCGCUGCAGAACGGCUCUGCACCCUGCACUGAGCUGGUGCCCAGGGCGGCCGAGCCCGGCUACCUGGUGAGCAAGGUGGUGGCGGUGGACAGCGACUCGGGCCAGAACGCCUGGCUGUCUUACCAGCUGCUCAAGGCCACAGAGCCCGGGCUGUUCAGCGUGUGGGCGCACAAUGGCGAGGUGCGCACUGCGCGGCUGCUGAGCGAGCGCGACGCGGCCAAGCACAGGCUGCUGCUGCUGGUCAGGGACAAUGGCGAGCCUCCUCUGUCAGCCAGCGUCACGCUGCAUGUGCUGCUGGUGGAUGGCUUCUCCCAGCCCUACCUGCCGCUGCCCGAAGUGGCGGCGGACCGGGUCCAGACUGACCCGCUCACUGUCUACCUGGUCAUCGCGUUGGCGUCGGUGUCAUCGCUCUUCCUGUUCUCGGUGCUGGCGUUCAUCGCGGUGCGGCUGUGCAGGAGGAGCAGGUCUGGCCUGAUGGGUGGCUGCUCGGUGCCUGAGGCCCACUUUCCCGGCCACCUGGUGGAUGUCAGCGGUACUGGGACCCUGUCCCAGAGCUACCAGUAUGAGGUGUGUCUGAUGGGAGGCUCAGGAACCAGCGAGUUCAAGUUUCUCAAACCGAUUCUCCCCAGCUUCCUUAGUGAAGGUGAGGAGAGGGUUAGCGAGGCAAAGCCCAGUUUCAGGGAUAGCUUUGAAUUCAGUUAAGAUUUAAGAAGGGUCUACUAACCGUAGUCUCGUUUGUAAAAUAAUUACAAAUUAGCCCUAGUUAAUUUGUCAAAAUUCCCUUUGUACUGCUUUGCCCAUUGGGGUUGUAUCUUUUUAUUUGAAAUGUAAAUACUUCAGUUCAGUGCACGCACCUUACCAGAGUUUAUAAAUGUGUUGCUUUGUGGUGUAAUGAAUGCUAACUUUCUUUGUGUUCUCAUUAGUGAUUAGUCUCCUUAUAACUUAAUUUCAUUUAAAAUGUGUAAGUAGCCCUUGCUGCUGUAGAUGGUUGGGCAUCAUCCUGCCAACCAAAAGGUCACAGGUUCCAGGUUCCAUUCUGGGCCAGGGCACAUGCCUGGGUUGCUGGUACAAUAUUGGGCAUAUUUCUCUCCCUCUCUCUCUAAAACAAUAAAUAAAGUUACAAAAAUAAAACAUGAGAGUAAAUUUUUUCCAAAGUCUGAAUUUUUAAGUUAGAGCACCUUUUUCCAAACUCUCUUCCUGGGGGGCCUAGGUAAUUUUGCAGCCCUACAUUUUUGAAUGUCUGCUCUCACUAUAUAGGGUUAUUCUUUUUCAGGCUCAGAGUGUUUGUUAUUCUCUUGGGCUAGUGUAACUUUUAUCCUGUGAGGUCACAUUGGCUAAAACCAUUAAUAUAAGUAUGUUCAUAAAAAAACAAAGCACUCCCUCACAUUUUUCUAAAUAUAUACUUUGCAAAGUGUCCAUACAUGGAAAUUAUGAUUCUUUAGAGAUUGUGAGAACUUUUGACUAUUGGAUUCCACAAAACAUCACAUCAAGUAUUCAAUAAAUCCACCACUAAUGUUCCAGAAUGUAGUUAAAUAUGCAGCACAUGUACAGUCAUUUUCAAGACAUGCUAAUUCUUCAUGCAAUUACAAUUUCAGAACAAUUUUAACCUCUGUUUAUUUCAAUCACUCCUUUUAAAAAAUCUCAAUUUUAAUUAUUAAAAACUGUCUAUUAACUUUGAACACUUAAUAUCCAAAAGAUUGAGGGAAUGCAUGUCUUUGUCCUUAACCAAAGUUUAUAAACUUCCAGUGUAGUUUGGCAUUGCAUUUUUUUAAGUUUCUGGAGGAUUAUGAUUGAAUUGAAUAUAAGCUCCCAGGGAAAAGACUGAUUUUGGUCUGUCUGCUCAUUCCGUCUUUUUGUGGUUUUUUUGGUAUUGAGCACUUCUCUUUUCCCUUUUCCAUUUCCUACCUUUCAAAGCUUUUUUCCUUUUUAGGUGCUUGAAUUGUGUUUCUCAACAGCUCCUCAUUUAAUACACAAUUAGCACAAUGACUUAAAGAUUAUAGGUUCUUAAUAAAUUUUUUGAAUGAGAGGAAGAAAGGAGUGUCUUUAUUUCACCUGUGAUGUAUAUUGAUAUUUUAAAACUCACAGGAUAAACUUCUGCUGGAAUUAAGUGCUCUCUAAUGCAUAAUGAAUUUAUGUAUAGUAUAUCAUUAUUAAUUGAAGUAGUCACUUUUAUUCGAAUGCUAUGCGGUUGUCAGUCCCUGGUGUCUCUUUCCUUCAACAUAUUUUUCCUUUUUUUCUUCCUGCUUAAUUUGAUCUCUUCUCCCCCUCUCAGCUUAGGAACACAAAUGGGGAAAUUAUGUUUUGUAUUUUAUAAUUUAAAUUUUCUUUUAUAAUUCUCUAAAAGAUUCAUUCAACUUCUCUAUUUCUUGCACUUCAAUUUUUGAUCCACACAUUAAAAUAAAAAUUUUAAUUCUCAAUGUUCUUCAUUUUAAUGCUUGAGGUAUGCUAUUAAAAUUAUAAAAUCAAUUUUAAAGGUCUUAUUUUGAGAUUAGCAGUGGUGUAAACCACCAUCUUGUUAUCCAAAAUCUCUUAUUAACCAACUUAUUACCUGUGGGGUCUUGGAUAAGUCACAUAGUUUCUCUUUCCCUCCAAAUGACAAAAACAGCUAGUUCAAUAGCUUGCAGUUAUUAUUAUUAAAUAAGUUAAUAUAAAGGUAUAGAAGUAUAAUUGUUAUUUUACUUACCACUAAUAUUAAGACUAAAUUUCAUAGAUGAGCCUUCACAUUCCUGAUCAUUGUGAAGGAGCUAGAUUGAAUACAUAUUUGUGUUGUUUCAUUUCUUUGCCUAAAAGCUUGCAAUAGCUUCCCUUCAGUCUUAGAAUAAAAUCCAUGCACCCAUUAUUUGGCCCAAGUUCACCUCUCUGGCCUUCUCUUCCCACAUACUCCUGAGACAGUGAGUUCUGGGUAUGCUGACCUUCCUUCGUUGUCUAGAAUAGCUAUGAUCGACUGUCCCAGGGCCUUUACAUAUCAGCUCCUCGUACAUGGAAUCUUCCCUUUCCACAGUCUUAGCCCAGCAAGCUUCUCAUCCUUAGUGUUCCAUAUUAAAUGGCACAUCUUUGGGGAAACUUUCUCAAAUCUCCCCACCCCAUUAAAUUACAUCCUGUUAGCUAUACUGUCAAAUGUACUAAGUACAUUUCCUACAUAGCACUUUUCACACUGACAUCUGUUU